This is a messenger RNA of Nomascus leucogenys (northern white-cheeked gibbon), 2418 nucleotides long. RefSeq names its product intraflagellar transport 70B (gene IFT70B). NCBI's taxonomy places the organism in Eukaryota, Metazoa, Chordata, Mammalia, Primates, Hylobatidae. Gene Ontology annotation, molecular function: protein binding; intraciliary transport particle B binding. Gene Ontology annotation, biological process: intraciliary transport. Gene Ontology annotation, cellular component: axonemal microtubule; intraciliary transport particle B. The record is from RefSeq and is a predicted model, not a curated record.
CCUUCUGAAUGCCGCCACUCCGCAGUCCAGAGUAUUUGAAGAUCAAGCCGAAAUUGAGAGACUGACGAGAAUGGUCCCUUUUUAUUCCUAACAGAUUUCUUGCGACAAGGAAACCGGCAGUCUUCCGUUUCCGGUUGCUGUUGCCGUAGUAGCCGCACGCAUAACAGCCGUGGUGGUUAUGGCGGGCCUCAGUUGCGCGCAGAUCCCCGACGGGGAGUUUACCGCGGUAGUGUACCGCCUCAUCCGCAAUGCACGCUACGCCGAGGCGGUGCAGCUGCUGGGCCGAGAGCUGCAGCGGAGCCCUAGGAGCCGCGCCGGCCUGUCGCUGCUAGGCUACUGCUACUACCGCCUGCAGGAGUUCGCUCUGGCGGCCGAGUGCUAUGAGCAGCUGGGCCAGCUGCACCCGGAACUGGAGCAGUACCGCCUGUACCAGGCCCAGGCCCUGUACAAGGCCUGCCUUUACCCGGAGGCCACCCGGGUCGCCUUCCUUCUCCUGGAUAACCCCGCCUACCACAGCCGGGUCCUCCGCCUGCAAGCUGCCAUCAAGUACAGCGAGGGCGAUCUGCCAGGGUCCAGGAGCCUGGUAGAGCGGCUGCUGAGUGGGGAAGGGGGAGAGGAAAGUCGGGGCGAGAAUGAGACCGAUGGCCAGGUCAACCUGGGUUGUUUGCUCUACAAGGAGGGACACUAUGAAGCUGCAUGCUCCAAGUUUUCUGCCGCACUGCAGGCCUUGGGCUACCAGCCUGACCUUUCCUACAACCUGGCUUUGGCCUAUUACAACAGCCGACAGUAUGCUUCAGCACUGAAGCAUAUCGCUGAGAUUAUUGAGCAUGGCAUCCGCCAGCACCCUGAACUAGGUGUGGGCAUGACCACUGACGGCUUUGAUGUUCGCAGUGUUGGCAACACCUUAGUCCUCCAUCAGACUGCUCUGGUGGAAGCCUUCAACCUUAAGGCAGCCAUAGAAUACCAACUGAGAAACUAUGAGGCAGCUCAAGAAGCCCUCACUGACAUGCCACCCAGGGCAGAGGAAGAGUUGGACCCUGUGACCCUACACAACCAGGCACUAAUGAACAUGGAUGCCAGGCCUACAGAAGGGUUUGAAAAGCUACAGUUUUUGCUCCAACAGAAUCCCUUUCCUCCAGAGACUUUUGGCAACCUGUUGCUGCUUUACUGUAAAUAUGAGUAUUUUGACCUAGCAGCAGAUGUCCUGGCAGAAAAUGCCCAUUUUAUUUAUAAGUUCCUCACACCCUAUCUCUAUGACUUCUUGGAUGCUGUGAUCACUUGCCAGACAGCUCCUGAAGAGGCUUUCAUUAAGCUUGAUGGGCUAGCAGGGAUGCUGACUGAGGUCCUCCGGAAACUCACGGUACAAGUACAGGAAGCAAGACACAAUAGAGAUGAUGAAGCUAUCAAAAAGGCAGUGAAUGAGUAUGAUGAAACCAUGGAGAAAUAUAUUCCUGUGUUGAUGGCUCAGGCAAAAAUCUACUGGAAUCUUGAAAAUUAUCCAAUGGUGGAAAAGAUCUUCCGCAAAUCUGUGGAAUUUUGUAACGACCAUGAUGUGUGGAAGUUGAAUGUGGCUCAUGUUCUGUUCAUGCAGGAAAACAAAUACAAAGAAGCCAUUGGUUUCUAUGAACCCAUAGUCAAGAAGCAUUAUGAUAACAUCCUGAAUGUCAGUGCUAUUGUACUGGCUAAUCUCUGUGUUUCCUAUAUUAUGACAAGUCAAAAUGAAGAAGCAGAGGAGUUGAUGAGGAAGAUUGAAAAGGAGGAAGAGCAGCUCUCUUAUGAUGACCCAGAUAAGAAAAUGUACCAUCUCUGCAUUGUGAAUUUGGUGAUAGGAACUCUUUAUUGUGCCAAAGGAAAUUAUGACUUUGGUAUUUCUCGAGUUAUCAAAAGCUUGGAACCUUACAACAAAAAGCUGGGAACAGACACCUGGUAUUAUGCCAAAAGAUGCUUCCUGUCCUUGUUAGAAAACAUGUCAAAACACACAAUCAUGCUUUGUGAUAGUGUUAUUCAAGAAUGUAUCCAGUUUCUAGAACACUGUGAACUUCAUGGCAGAAACAUACCUGCUGUUAUUGAACAACCCCUGGAAGAAGAAAGAAUGCAUGUUGGAAAGAAUACAGUCACAUAUGAGUCUAGGCAGUUAAAAGCUUUGAUUUAUGAGAUUAUAGGAUGGAAUAUAUAGUAACAGCUGAUAAUGGCAUUUAUCAAAUGGCUUUGUUAUGUAAAUUUGCAUUGCUUUAUUUAACCUUUGGCAUCUUUAUAUUUGUUACAUGUUGAACUUUGUACACUUAUGCAUUAUAAAAAAAAAAGUAGUUAAAACUUUUGCUGUUAAAUUUCCCAGAAAGUGAAAUAUUCCAAGAACUUUUACCCCAGGAGUUAUGAAAAAUUCCAAACUUACGAGGAAUGUUUAGAUCAGAAGUUGUA